Cataglyphis hispanica is the source of this 966-nucleotide messenger RNA. RefSeq names its product succinate dehydrogenase assembly factor 4, mitochondrial-like. The record is from RefSeq and is a predicted model, not a curated record. Gene Ontology annotation, biological process: mitochondrial respiratory chain complex II assembly. The transcript has 4 exons. NCBI's taxonomy places the organism in Eukaryota, Metazoa, Arthropoda, Insecta, Hymenoptera, Formicidae. Gene Ontology annotation, cellular component: mitochondrion. Bases 479 to 799 code for a protein of 106 amino acids.
AUAGACAUAGUAGAUACUCUAUGAUCUACGCUUUCUGUUUGUUUAUGUUACGUGACUAUUAGUGUGACACAAUUUCAAGGAACAGUGCGUUGAAUGUUAAGAAAGAAAUACACAAGGAUUAUACAAUAUGAAAUGAGAGAUAAUCUUGGAUUUUUUUAUCCAAUACACUUUUAUCGACGGUACGCGAAUAUAACGCAUUUAAAGUGCCCGAUUUAACAUACAAACCGUACAUGGACUCAUGAGAUUAAUAAUAAUUUAAAAGUUAUAGAGAAAAUAGCUAUUGAGAUACGUACGCAUAAACCGAUAUUAUCCUUGAGACUUAUUAAACUCGUUUCAUAAAAAUUUUCGUACAUUUGAUUUUAUUGUGGAAUCGGCGAAAAGAGAGACGUAUCGACUGAAUUCGAUUUUAUAUUUUCAACGAAAAAAACUAUAUAUAAAGGGAGAGAGAGAGAGAGAGAUUUGCACGCGCGUUCAAAGAAUGGCGGGAAUUAUCUGUGCAUCGAUUUCAAGUUCGCGAUUGCAUUUGAAAGGGCUUGCGUGUUUAUUCUCAUCCAAAAGUAUGAACGAGGUCGGCGAGAGCCCGAGAUUACGUGAAUUCCGAAAAAAAUUACGCGAACGUACCCCCAUUGAGAAUUUAGAGGAGUUGGAAGAAGGUAAGCAUCCUUAUCAGGAGCAAGAACCUUUGAAACCGUUCCCGAAUAAUACGAAUCCGGAAACAGGCGAAAUCGGGGGUCCUCGCGGACCAGAACCGACUCGUUACGGCGACUGGGAGAGAAAAGGCCGCGUGACGGACUUCUAAACCUUCUGUCAUCUUAGAAGAAAAUUUAAAUUGUUUGUUAAUAAUAAGAAACUAUCUCAAGAAAUUAAAUGUCUACAUUAUGAUACAUCGAAUUAAAACGCGAUGCAUCAUAAAAAAGAAUUUCUAUUUUGUACAAUAAAAAUUAGAAAUAUAAAUUGUAAAGUUCA